CAGUCCAGCUCCACCUCCCUACAACAUGAUUUCUGGCCGUCAAUUCAUCAUCUAUGGCAUGCUCUUCGCCUCUGGCACCCUAAUCGGAUACGACUCAGGUUAUCUCAACGGCGUAUUAGGAUCAUCCGACUUUGUCCGACGCUAUGGAAUCCAAGACUCGGCAGAUGGGACAUGGUACUUGACACCGCGCACCCGAUCCCUUUUUACCUCUCUUCUGGUAGUGGGGACAUUAUUGGGAACCAUCACAGCCAACUUUCUCGGAGAUUGGGUCGGACGAAAAGGCAGUCUCCUUGUAGCUGCCAUCGCCUAUGCAACUGGAGUGUGUAUUCAAGCUGCCGGUGUACCAGUCGGUGCCUUUGUCGUCGGUCGUAUACUACUGGGUAUAGGACUAGGAAUCAUAUCUGUGGUGUCCCCAAUGUACCUAGUCGAAUGUUCAAGUUCCAGCACACGAGGCCGCCUAGUAGCCUUAUACGCACUCCUCCUGACUUCAGGAAACGUCCUCGCCUGCGGAAUCAGUUACGGUACGAACCAUUUCAAAGGCGCAGAAAGCUGGCGCAUAACAAUCGCAUUCCAACUCCUCCUCGCCCUGAACGUAUUCCUCGGCGCGAUCCUAGCCCCGGAAUCCCCUGUCCUCCUCAUGAAACGAAACAACCCCAACAAGGCCCGGCAAUCCCUCUCCAUCCUGCAAAACAUCCCCAUCGACUCAUCAGACCUCUCCUCAUCCAUCGAAGAAAUCACCCACUGGCUCAAUGAACAAAAAUCCCACGGAACCGUCCACCUACUCGAAUGCUUCCAAGGCCCUAACCUCCGUCGCCAAUUACUCGGAAUCGGCAUGGCCAUUCUAACAAUCGCCACCGGAAUCACCUUCUGGUUCGGCUACGGAACCACAUUCUUCAUGGAGGCAGGAAUCGGCAAUUCAUACAUGAUAUCCCUAAUCCUCGCCCUCGUUAAUGCCAUCUUCACCGCUCCAUCCGCAUACCUAGUCGAACGACUCGGUCGACGAACAUGUCUCCUCUGGGGAGGAUCAGUAAUGGCCAUCGCCCAACUUAUCCCCGCUAUAAUCCAUUCCGUCGCUCCGGGGAGUCGCUCAGAUCAUAACGCCUUGGUUGCUGGAGCUGUGAUUUUCAUCGCCGCUUAUGCUACGACUUGGGGGACGAUAGGCUGGGUAACAAUGACAGAACCCUACUCGCAACGUCUCCGACUCCACCAAUCAACCAUCACCAUGAUAAUCUACUGGAUUUCCACCUGGCUGAUUGCCUUCGUGACACCGUAUCUCGUUGACGCUACGGCCGCGGAUCUAAGUAUCAAGGUGUGUUAUUUGUGGUUUGGGAUGGUGGUUGUUUCGUUGGUUUGGGCGUUUCUCUAUGUGCCUGAGUUGUCGGGGCUUUCGGUGGAGGAGGUGGAUAUGCUUUUUGAGUUGAGGAUUCCGGCGUGGAGGUCGGUUCAGUGGGCGGAAUCGUUAAGGGUGGUGGAGGUGGGGGAGGAGGUGGGGAUUGAGCAAGGAGGAUCUGGUGGUGGGGUUGAUGUUGUUUUUAUGAAGGAGGUUAUGAAAUAG
This is a messenger RNA of Aspergillus sclerotioniger CBS 115572, 1555 nucleotides long. RefSeq names its product glucose transporter. NCBI's taxonomy places the organism in Eukaryota, Fungi, Ascomycota, Eurotiomycetes, Eurotiales, Aspergillaceae. The transcript has 7 exons. The record is from RefSeq and is a predicted model, not a curated record. Gene Ontology annotation, biological process: carbohydrate transport; transmembrane transport. Gene Ontology annotation, cellular component: membrane. The coding region runs from base 26 to 1555 and encodes 509 amino acids. Gene Ontology annotation, molecular function: carbohydrate:proton symporter activity.